Molecule: messenger RNA, 5901 nt
Organism: Procambarus clarkii (red swamp crayfish)
Lineage: Eukaryota; Metazoa; Arthropoda; Malacostraca; Decapoda; Cambaridae
Product: leucine-rich repeat neuronal protein 3
Cellular component (GO): extracellular matrix
Molecular function (GO): protein binding
Source: RefSeq, a predicted model, not a curated record
AACCGGCCCCGUAUUCUGCAGCCUCGCUAGUCACCUCCUGUGUCCGCAUACAUACACACACACUCCGGCCUCCAGUCCCUGUAUCCUGUGUCUCGAAAGCCUCGCGUUUCUAAGAUACAUUCCCUUGAUCUGAGGCUCUGUGUCUCAAGUGCGUGAAAGAUAGAGUUAUAUAUUUUAUAUAUAUUUAUAUUUCAAUCAGUUUAUCUCACGUGGUUGUUUUAUCAUGAUGUGUGACGCCAUUGUACAGUGAUAAGAGGCUCGUGUGUUGUUUUGGGUCGUCUGGUUGUUCCGGCAUAACCGCCUCCUGGCGCUAGGAAGAAAAGAGUACGGGAAUCACAUCAUUUGGGCCACUAAGCAUCACAACCAGCCACGGGGCACCAGGAGAUGGGGGGGGAGUGGAGAGGUGGUGGGUGGGUGUUGGUGAUGGUGGUGAUAGGGCAGGCGGUGUGCUGUGGUGGCUUCCUGUGGGGUGCCACAGAGGUCCUGCAGCUCUGCCCCUCCACCUGCCGCUGCCCCACCAAGCUCCUCCCAGCAAGCAGGAACGGCAUCGAUUGUCGCGACGCCAACAUCACCAGUCUUCCAGAUCAAAUGGAGGUUCCCGCUCAGUACACCAGAAUUGACUUCUCCAGGAACCACAUCUCCAGCCUCUCCGUGUCUACCUUCAGCGACUCGAGCUCGCUGGUGUCCCUCGACCUCUCGGACAACGAACUGGAGACCAUCGACGCUCUGGUCUUCCAGCCGCUCAAGGUCCUCGCUACGCUCCUCCUCAAGAACAACAAGUUAAAAACCAUCGACACAAAUGCGUUCUUUGGGCUCCACAACCUGACCCGGCUAGACCUUAGCUACAACAAGAUCGAGGACCUACCCGCGGAGGUGUUGUGGCCGCUGGUGAACCUGGAGGAGCUACGGCUGGCGUUCAACCCGCUGGUGACCCUCAGCCCGUCCUUACUGGCCCAGAACACUGCCCUCACCAAGCUAGACCUUGCCGCCCUCAAACUGUCUAGUCUACCAAAUGACUUCUUCCACCCCAACCUCACGAGUCUGCAGGAGGUGUCCCUGGCUGUCAACAACAUGACCGUCGUCCCCGCCAAGGCUCUCUUCCUCCUGCGCGACUCCCUCGUCACCCUCGACCUCUCUGGUAACCCCAUACAGUCCCUGGGAGCCUACUCCUUCUUCAACCUCACAAACUUACGGACGCUCAUUUUGGAGAGAUUCUUGCUACUGGAGACCAUUGAGGCCUACGCCUUUGGGGACCUGGACAGCCUGGAGACCGUCGUCCUCCGCUACAUGCCCAGGAUCAAGUACAUCCAUCCAAAAGCCUUCCACGAGCAGGUGAUAGAUCCUCAGACAGGCCACCAGGUAGACAAGGCGAUCAUUGUAGAAGAUUUCACCUUCUCGUUCUCCAUCUUGGCGACACUUCCGGAGGAUCUGCUACCCUGGCAGCACCUUCGUCAGGUCCGCCUUGAAUACAACCACUGGAACUGUGACUGUCGGAUGAAGUGGGUCAAGGCUUCGCCACUAAUGAAUCUCGUCGACAAUAGAAUGUUGUGUUCACAACCUCUGCGCCUGCGCGGUCACCGCCUCAAGUAUGUAAAGGAGGAGGACCUCAGAUGUGACCCACAGACUCAUUCACAGAUCAAGUCCUUUGGGUUUCUAGUGGGGCUGAUGGUGGCUGGGUUGGGCGUGAGCCUGGCGACGGUGUCGCUGCUGGUGUAUUGGCGUCACGGGUGGCUGUGUCGCCGCCCUCAGGGAGCCUACAGCAGGAUCCAGCGGGGUCCCUCCACCAUCACCGUAGCCGACGAGAUCGAGUACGACAACUCUCGCUCUCAGGAGAAUGACAACACUGGCGCUUAGAAGUGAGGCAACACCCAUACUCAUGAGAACAACACCGGCGCUUAGAGUACGACAACACUUGCGCUCGGUUGUCAGCAAUAACAACACCGGCGUUGCCAACGAUAACAACACCAGAGUUUUUUAAUUUUCAUUAAUUUAUUAUGUACCCCAUACCCAUCCCGUGUGCGGUGGUAGAAAGGGUUCAGGAACGCCUUUCCAUAUUUGUCUCUUAAUGCAUGAUAGAACUGACGAGUUAGCCAAAACUUUUGCUUGUAAAGUGGGAAUUGAUUACCAUCUUGGACUGCAUUUGAGCAGCCUGAGGUCAGUAAUUAUCCGGAAACAGUAACAAAAUCAAGUAGACUUGAGGCGAAGUGAAAUUAACACUAGUUCCUCCAUCUAUCAUUCUAUUAUGCAGGAAGACCCGCACGUCUAUGGGUCAUCCAAUAAGGUUAGCAGACUUCUAGAUGUUACCACUGCUAGGGUUUGCAUCAUCUGCCGAUGUAGAUUUGACUAAAUGUAAACUCUGUCAGCAGACGUAUUCACUUAUUUUUGCGUUGUUAUAUAAUGGAAUGUGAAAUAUUCGCGGAAUUCAGAGAUAACACCAUCAAUGGUGUCCAAGAAAUGUGUAAGUAUUUCAAUCAUAAUGAUGUACUGCCAGGAAUCUUAGCGAAGUAUCCAAAAUUUGCUUACUGUAGGUGCAGCCUGCACAUGACUGUAACACCGGCGUUCCCAACGAUAGCAAAUGGUAUGGGGAACAUUAACUUCCAUGAGCCAUGUUGUCCUUGUUUACUCACAUAGUGCUUAUUGAAACUUGGAAGACAAGCAGAUGUACACAGUGACGUGUUCUCAGUUUACACAUCUCAAACGUCUACACUUCAUUAAACGUAAUGAGCGUGUAUAAGUUAACUUUGUAAAUAAGUAACAAAUGUAGAUAAUAUCAAACUGCAACACUUUUGACUGAUAUACAAUUAGAGAGAUUUUCCUGAAAUCAUUAUUACAAAUAUUUUCGGUACCUCGUUUUGUCGUAGCCUUUAGAGUCUAUAAAAUAGUUAACUGUAUUUAAAGUGAAUACACAGUCUGGUCCAUGUAACCGGAUAUCAGUUGGCAGAGUUCAGCUCCACGAAGCCAGAGAUCACUGUAAGGAAAAACCUUUAUAAGAACAUUUGUGUUAUAGAAUUUAUUCAUAUAACUGAUCCUUAUUUUGUUUCAAAAUGGUUUUAUCUUUUAUCUAUAUUUAUUUAUCUAUAAGCCUAUAGGUCACAUUCAUGUGCUCGAUAGGCCUAUAGAGGUUACAUAUAUUUGUUGGGUCACAUGUGUUAGGAUAGGCUUAGAAGUCACAUACAGCUCUUAUUGAGUAACAAAGUAUGGAACUUAGAAUUAUCCUCAUACGUUCAUACCAUAUUUCCACGGUACCCAUGUCGACCCGGUGCUUGACCCGGGUACCUAAAGGUUGCUGUUUGAAGGCCCACACCGACCUUCUUAUGACUGUCAGUGGUCAAGAAAUUAUAGGGACUUAGGCAGCUACUCUCCAACGAUUUCGUUGUGCGGGGGAGUUACAAUUAAUAUAUUUUUGUAUUAAUUUUAUUACAUUGUGUUACAGUUUACAGAAAACACACACACACAUAUAACAAUCAUUGUUCGAAGACCUCAUCCAGCUCUUCGGCGGUGGAAUGCGUGCUCAAGAUACAGCAGGCAUUUCCUCUCUGGAUCGCGACACUGAGACACACACACACACACACACACACACACACACACACAUAUAUGUGUGUGUGUGUGUGUAGCGCUUAAUGUCCAGCGGCUAUGUCGUUCUUUUGGGGGAUUGGAAAUAGCCUCACUAUAGUUGAUUUGAGGUGGGGUUUGUUCUCUCCUGGUCAUGGACAUUCCCUAAGAACGGGCUGCUUGCCUAUAACUCCGGACAGACACAUUCUGUUUUAUAGUAAUAGAUAUACUGUACUGUAUAUAAAGAAAGUGCUGUAAUUAUAUUCCUUUUAAGCAAACUGAAAAAUAAAAAAAAAUCUUUCGUUCCUUUUCAAGAAAGUGAACUUAUAUAUAUACUACAAUUAGUUUGCAGUCAUAGUUAGAUCAAUUACUGUAUAAUUACAAUAACUUGAUAGAGACUGCAAUUGUUUUAAACUGGUGUCCCUUGUGAACCUCUGGAAGAAUGGUAGACAGUUGGUGUCGGAUUACACGUAUGUUUCAAUUUUAGCCAACACCUAUAUUGACUUCAGUGUUGCACAUCCAGGCGGUACUGCCACUCACCGGGAAGCAGUCAAUAAUUCAGAGUUAUUAAUCACCACUACAAUUUUGUCCCAAUUGCCUCUUGGUGCUUGGGAUAAAAGUGCUGCUAGUAUUUUUAAAAAGCUGGGUUCUAAGCUAACUGAAACAACUAGAGACCCUAGAGUCUGCCCCACGUAAUCUGGAGAGUUGCACCAAAAUGCCUCCAUUAACACACCCCUUGGGGAGACAUGUAUGCACAGAUUUCGUUUCUUGCCCGCAACGCUAUGCCUAUUAGUGGUUUCAGGUAUUGUAUGUACAAGCUCUAUCAAUAAAUCCAACAUUAUGUUUGUAAAUCAACUAUGUAUGUACUUUCCUGAAUAAAAUUUACUCUACUACUAGAUAGACGGAGUAGUCACAGGGUCCUCCACUAAGAGUUCUUUUGAUAACUUUUUUAUGGGAACACUAAAAGACACCAUCUUCAAAACUAAAUAAAUACCUCACAUCUACUGCAGAUACAUCGAUGAUAUAUAUAUGUGUGAAUUAAAGGAUCUACUUACCCAACACUCAGUGCUUAACUUUACCCCAUGAACCAGGCAUCAAUGAUACACUACCUUUCCUUGAUGUCUACGUGAGAACCAAAGACAACACCUCCACCAUAGAUGUUUAUACUAACCAAGCCAAUAUUGGAAUGUGCAUGAUUUUUCUAUUUAUAUAUACAAGAGUUCUUACAUUGUUGUCAAGCCACUAGCACGCAUAGCGUCUCGGGCAGAUCCUUAAUCCUAAUUUUCCCUGGAAUCGGGAAACCUGCCAAAAUCGAUUAACAACCAGGUACCCAUUCACUGCUGGAUGAACAGAAGCGUGCAGUUAAGGACUGGUGCCUAGUCAAUCCUCUUCGGUCACGAGGAUUGACUACUGACUGACAGAAUGGUAUUUCUGCCCGAAACGCUGCGCGUACUAGUGGCUUUACAAGAAUGUAAUUACUAUGCUAUGUAUCCUCACAAUCCCAAUGUACCUUCUUGUAUAUAAAUAAAUAAAUAAAUAAAUAAAUAAAUAAAUAAAUAAAUAAAUAAAUGGUCACUCCGAAUACCCAGACAGAUACAAGACUAGUGUGAUAAACUCAUUUAUAUGCGGAGCCCCUUACUCAUUGUUCCGACUGCCAUAACAUAUACCAGGAACUGGACACAAGUCUUCAAGUAUUAAUUAACAAUGGGUACACGAACAGAAAAGCCAACCAUUGGAACCGCCUACCCGCAGAAGGCCGUACAUGUCAAAACACUGCUGAAUGUCAAAAUCCAACUUGAUAAAAUCAUCAGAACAAAUGGGGUGACCUUUGACAAACCGCCAGCAUCUUGUCCUCAUGAGGCUACUAGAGUGUAAGUGAUCCCUCAGGUAAAUAAGUGAAGUGAAAGUAUACAAAAAUAAACAUUAUUUUCUAUCUUACUCUAAGUUUUGCUUCAUUUCGUAAAAUAUAAUUGUAUUUUGCUGUUUAUUAUUAUUUAUAUUUUGAAUUACACAUAUAUGGGGCACCAAAAGUUUGUAAUCUGUAAAUAUAUACAGAGUGAUAUCUCAGUUUAUCAAUGUACACCGAUCAAGCAAGGUGUAUCUUGCUUGGUGUAUAUAUAUAUCCCUUCCUGUAUUCCUUGUUUAUAUGUAGUGGUCAUCAGGUAAAUAUUGCUUGUGAAAUUAUUGACUAGAAGACGAUUGUAUUUUACCAGAGAUCAUUGUGGUUCAACUGAAGGGUCUCUUUAUUGAUUUUAGUUUUACAUAAAAUAUUUCAUUUUCUUUGACAACUCUAAAAUAGAACGUGUACAGGUGUAACUUAAAUAAAAAUUUUAUUUUAUUCAUCCCGUU